GUGUUUCACAAAUGGGCACAAUUAAGUUUACCCAGAAACCCUGCGGCCGGAGCUGUGGGUUUUCUGAAGGUGGAUAUCUCCAUCAUAUUCCGUGGAGACAUCCAGGUGAUGCCAGUUGUCGUCACUGAAGAACGAGUUGAAGACAGUAAUCUACUCCUGCCUACUGGUUCUGAGCAACAGCCUGCUAAUUAUGUGAUCACUAUUUAUGGAGCUUUUGGAAUACCAAGCGGUUCUCACGGCCAAGGUGACAGGCGUUACGGAAAAUUACCAAGUUCCUACGUCAGGGUAUCUUUUUGUGGACUUUCGGCAAAAACUGCAGUCCAGGCUCGUACCAAUCAUCCGACUUAUUGUGAACAGAUAUCUAUAGUUGAGAUGUUCCCAAAUAUGAGUGAAUCGAUCAGACUUGAGGUCUGCUCCGGAGAAGGUUGCUUUAACAGAGUCCUUGCCAGUGCCCAAUUGAAACUAAGUCAGCUGUCGCAUGAUGGAGAAAACGGAUUCCUUCCGACUUUUGGACCUUCUUUACUGCACAUGUAUGGAACUUCGACCUCAGGGGCUCUGGCCGCCAGUGGGGAAGAGGGUCCUUAUCAUCGUGGAGCAAUGCUCGUGUCUUUGAGGACUAUAGUGCCUUAUUAUCAGCAAGGCUUGAAGAGUACCAGCGUGGAACCAGUGGCUCCAUUACAACCGGACACCUUAUGGUUGAUGGAGGAUUUCUGCAUCUUUUGCCCAAUCCUUGAAGUGUCGAUGUUGGAUCGACGCGUUUCUGGAAAGUUCUGUGGAGUGGCGAUCACCGUGGGAGAACUACCCACUGAUGAUCAGGGCGACGAGGAGUUCGUUGCCAUGAUGACAGAGAUAAGGUCUCGCAAACUUUACUACACUGGUUCAUUAGACGUUCUAAAGACGAGACCAGUACAUGGCUACUUAGACUUCGACCACUCCUUCCCUGUCUUACAACUGGCCACAAGACUUCCUGACUUCAGAUUCAGAAUGUACCGAAACAAUAUGGUGUACGGAAUCGUGGCUGAUCUGGAGCAAUCAUUAAAUGAAGUGGAACGCCGGCUUAAGAACUCUGAUUUCGAUUCGUUGAGGGACCUUGCUGAUGACUUGAACAGAGCGGCUGAUGAUGCAGCUGGUAACAUAUUGAAGUUCCUGGACAUCAUUCAGUACUCCAGCCCCAGCAGCAGUUCUGAGAAUACCAUGCUCAAGUAUAGCACUGAACUCGAUUCCAAGCAACUAUCGCUGCAAAAGGAGGAAAUUGAAAAAAUCUAUCAGCAAAUAUCGAAACGGUCACAAAGAUGCGCUUCAACAAUGAGCCUGAUCCAGGCAGUAACGAGGUCUGAAUCUACGAUCAGCACGAAGAAAGACAUCAAGAUAAUGCUCUCCGAUAUUAAAUCGAUAGCCGAAAGUCUGAAAAGUCUUAUUUACAAGACAUCUGAGGGUUGGCCUGAUGUAGUCAUUUGGUUGCUUAAUGGAGGAUCAAGAGUCGCCUUCUAUAGAAUGUCGAUUGCGGAUAUUAUUUACUCUGUAAUCCCUGAACAAAAUGGAAGGAACUGUGGCCGCAUACAGAGCAUCUAUUUAAAGCCUUUGAAAUGCCCAAAACACAUUAAUACAUUGACCUCUGGUUGCUGCUGCAUCGCUGGGAAGGUAGAGCUGAUUAUUUGGAUGGGUUUAUAUCGACAAAUUCAUGCUUUCGACUCCUGCCUACCUAAAGGGUUCAAACUCAAAGUAAAGGAUUACGAUAUGUGCCUCAAAACUGCUACAAUGAUGUUGGAGUGCCGCGUUUUUGUGUACAGAGCAAAAUUGAACAACAACCCCGAUAGGAACAUUAAUUUACAUCCGUUUGUGAGAGUUAAUACUCUGAAUGCAGUUCGAGAGACUAAGAUUCAGCAAAGGACAGUGACUCCAGUUUGGAACCAAGUGCUGAAAAUACAUAAGCUAGUGUCAACGACUAGCGAUCGCGUCACCCACAGCCCUCCGUUGAUGUUGGUUGAAGUGCUGGACAGUGAUCUUUCGGGUAAAAGCGAACUAAUCGGUCGCUCGGAGAUCCAACCAGUGGUAGACGACAGGCAAGACUAUGAAUACGCUCCGAAACUGCAAUGGUAUGAUAUAUACAAAGGAUCUGAGUAUACCGGACAGAUACUCAUGUCCGUACAACUGUUGCAAAUACCGGAAACUUUGAUGAAGAAUACUGUUUAUACACCUGUUGAAGAAACUUACAUCGCUUCAGGGAUUAAAUGUACUGAUAACGAAUCUGAUGAACCAGAGCAGUUGCCCCCUAAUCUUAUACCAAAGUCUAUUACUUACAAAGUUGAUAUCUAUUGGUGGGGAUUACGAGACGUGACCACCACCAGAAAGCCAUGCGUGAUCCUAGAAAUUGAUGAACUGACUAUUAAGUCUGACGUCGUAUGCGACAAGAAAUCAAACUGCAACUUCCCAAACGGCAGAUCUUCACAAACCUUCCAAGCUCCCUUGAACGAGCUUUACUGCCCGCCUUUAAGUAUAAGAUUGUAUGACAGCAGUACCUUUGGAAGGACUCUGUUCUUGGGAACGAACGUCGUGAAGAAUCCCAACAAGUACAUUGUCAGCUGGUUGCCUAAAGUUGAACGGGAGGCGUCCUUGAGGACUGUUUCUAUAACGGCUUCCAGUUUCUUUCAAGAAGAACGUAGCCGGAUGUCUCUUUCAGAAAAGAAAAAAUCUAGUGAUAAUUUCGUUUCAGUCAGCCAAAUCCUUUACAUCAAGAAAAGUUUUACACCAACUAUGGACGAAUUUGGCAGCAAAAACUCUUUAAGAAGUACUCACGAACAAAAAACAAAACGACCUCGAUGGAAACGCAUAUUUUUUAACAAAGAGGCCGACGAAGAAGAGUACGUCCUUCUGCCAAUGUUCUCGAAAGAGAAAAACCAAAUAAAAGUGGUGAAAAAUGGUCUAGAGAACCCUGACAAUAAAGACUGGUGGAUGAAAUACUUUUCCUCGCAAACGGAUGACUUGGAUGAGAUUCCUACAAAUACUGACAAAAUUACAAUUUACUCAUCGGAGUUGGAAGUCCAACCAGAAUUUUCCAAAUUUAAGGAUUGGUGUUCCACUCUUAAGCUGUAUAAUGGUAAGAAGACUGGUAUCCCGGAAAAAGACGAACAAUUGUACUGCGGGUUCCUUAAAGCCGGUAUCGCUAUUUACCGGUGGCCUCCACCAGAAGAUACCAUUGCAGUCAGCUGUAAUGGUGUUGAACUAAACAAUGGGUAUUUUCAUGAUUACCCAAGCAAUGAACCAUCGAAGUUUCUAGUUCGUGUUUAUGUUAUCAAAGGAGUGAACUUAGUGGCAAAGGCUUUUACUGGGAAACUUGAUCCUUAUGUUGCCAUCAGUUGUGGCAAUAAGCAUCUCGGAGAUAGAAAAAGCUACGUGAAAAAUACAUUGAAUCCUGUUUUUGGGAAGAUGUAUGAAUUUCGUUGUACAUUACCUGACGACUAUCUCCUGACCGUCUCCUUAUAUGAUUAUGACGUUAUUCCGCCGGAUGAGCUAAUAGGCUCCACGACAAUCGACUUGGAGGAUAGGAUAUAUAGCAAGCAUAGAGCUAAAGUUGGGUUAGCCACGGAAUACAUCACAUGCGGUCCAAACAAAUGGCGUGAUUGUAAGAAACCCUCAGUAAUCCUCGAAGACUUAUGUGCUAAGAAUCAUCUAGCUCCCCCUAUGUUUCCUGACAAUGCUACGGUGGUGGUCAAUGGUGUUGAAUACAGAGAUAAUGAUAGUAGUGCAAGCCGUAGUUUCCGUUCAGCAUCCGACCGUAAAGAAAACAUUUGUCUAAGCUUGUUGCACAGCUGGCACACGCUCCCAAUCUGCGGAUAUCAUCUCGUACCUGAACACGUUGAGUGUAGAGCCCUGACGAAUUCCGAGAAGAGUGGAUUGGAACAGGGCAAACUCCAAAUGUGGGUCGACAUCUUUCCAUUGGAUGCUGACAUAUACAUACCUCCUGCUGUGGACAUCACUCCGCGCAAGCUUGAAGAUUAUGAGCUGAGAGUAGUCGUGUGGGACGUCCGCGGAGUGAGGCUUGACCACGGCAAGAAAGCCUCCGAUAUUUACGUCAGGGCGUGGGUAGACACGGUGGACCAAGCGCAGUAUACGGAUGUACACUACAGCAGUUUGGCAGGCGAGGGGUGCUUCAAUUGGCGAAUGAUAUUCCACUUCCAAUAUCACCAUGCUGAAAAAAAGCUGGUAAGAAAAGAAAAAGGCCCUUUCACUGAAGUGGAAGAGCAUAUGCCGCCAAUAUUUGUUGUCCAAGUAUUGGAUAGUGACUCACCCUCACAGGAUGACUUCUUAGCGUCCCUUUCAUUUAAUUUAAACUCGAUGCCAAAGGGAGUGAAACAAGCGAACAAAUGCACGGUGGACGAAAUGGAGAGACAUAAGAAGAUUAAUUUGUUCACAACAUUGUCAAUAAGAGCUUGGUGGCCCCUAGUGUAUACCAACCGUAAUACAGGCAUGCAGUCUUCUUCUGGUAUGAUUGAUUUAGAAUUGACUUUGUUACCAAAAGAAAAAGCUCUAUUAAUGCCAGUUGGACUUGGAAGGGAACCACCAGGAGCCUUGCCUGAACCUAUACAAAGGCGCUGUGCGAACGUAGCAAAUUUUAUAUCAAUCAUCGGACGCCGUCUCAAGAAUCCGUGGCGAACGGAAUCGACGACACCCUUAAAGUUUGUGAAAAGCCUCAAGUUUAUUUGGCGAAAGGAGCACACGUUUUUGGUCGUCUCUAUUGCCAUUAUAGCCAGCUUGAUCAUUAUCUGCGUUUUAGUUCUAGAAAUACCCCAAGUCUUCCUCGACUUAAUAUGAAAUUUUCCUCCCCCACACUUCAAAAACGUCGAAAACUUUUUAUCCCCUAUACCAAUGAUGAUGAGUUUGGCAGUCAUUUUUUAAGCUGUAUACAUAAGUUUUAAGAUAAAAAUAGGUACAAUUUUACAAUAUUUAGAUACUUUUGUAAGAUUUUGAACACUGCUGUGUUGUAUGGUGUUUUCUGAUUUGUAUUCUGUGCC
Molecule: messenger RNA, 5012 nt
Organism: Trichoplusia ni (cabbage looper)
Lineage: Eukaryota; Metazoa; Arthropoda; Insecta; Lepidoptera; Noctuidae
Product: otoferlin-like
Exons: 31
Coding region: 109-4812 (1567 amino acids)
Biological process (GO): plasma membrane organization
Cellular component (GO): membrane
Source: RefSeq, a predicted model, not a curated record